GAAUAUUAAUAGAAGUGAACAGAUGGUACCUUGCAGUCCAUGUUUUUCACCAGCCACAUAUCCAUCAGAAGAUUACGUUGAUGAAAUGAAUCCUGAUGCUGCUGACAUUAAUUCAAGUCUGCAGAUUUAUAGUUCUGAGAUAUCAAGUACACAGUCAUCACAGUCAAGUACACAGUCAUCACAAUUAACUAGCACAGACUCAUGGAAACCUCCAACAUAUACUCGUGAUAAACUGAACAGAAGCAUGGAUAUACUGUCUAAUGGGAAUUUUAAACCACUGCGGUACUCCUUGACUCGACCAUUAAGCAACACUCAUCAAUCAACGAGUGAUUACAUCACACAGAAAGCUAAUGAGUGUGUUCAGUAUUUAUUUGAAUGUAUUGCACCAAACCAGACAGACGAAUUAAUGAAAUUAGUUUUCAAAAAAUAUUAUUCAAGUAAAACAGAAAACAAAGUAGAAGCAGAUGCAUUGACCCAGGCUGUAGUAAAAGCCUAUACAAAAGCAGAUGGUCAUCAGAGUCAGAUACAAAUUCUAUCUUUGAUUGUGAACGAUUUUAAAAAGACUGAUCUCUGGCGGUACUCAAGGUUGGUUGUCAGUAUCCAUGUUAUUGAAGGAUGUUUUGUUAAGAAUUAA
This is a messenger RNA of Mytilus californianus (California mussel), 634 nucleotides long. RefSeq lists its product as uncharacterized. The record is from RefSeq and is a predicted model, not a curated record. Bases 23 to 634 code for a protein of 203 amino acids. The transcript is spliced from 4 exons. NCBI's taxonomy places the organism in Eukaryota, Metazoa, Mollusca, Bivalvia, Mytilida, Mytilidae.